Gorilla gorilla gorilla (western lowland gorilla) is the source of this 6651-nucleotide messenger RNA. RefSeq names its product uncoupling protein 3 (gene UCP3). The transcript is spliced from 7 exons. Gene Ontology annotation, biological process: transmembrane transport. Lineage: Eukaryota; Metazoa; Chordata; Mammalia; Primates; Hominidae. The coding region runs from base 3756 to 4694 and encodes 312 amino acids. The record is from RefSeq and is a predicted model, not a curated record.
CCCCAUGCAGACGAAGAUCAAUCACCAUGAGACUUCUGGCUCCUCCAGAAUCAGGUUGGUCCAGAUGACAGUGACACCCAGUAUUUCCUUUGCUGAUGCUUGAAAUCCAUCAGACAAAGCCCCAUAGGGAGGACAAGAAAAGGGCCAUGGAUGGGUGCAGUGGCUCACACCUGUAAUCCAAACACUUUGGGAAGCCGAGGCAGGCAGAUCACCUGAGGUCAGGAGUUUGAGACUACCCUGGCCAACCUGGCAAAACCCCGUCUCUACUAAAAAAACAAAAAUACAAAAAUUAGCUGGGCGUGGUGCACGCCUGUAGUCCUAGCUACUCAGGAGGCUGAGGCAAGAGAAUCACUUGAACCCAAGAGGUGGAGGUUGCAGUGAACCGAGACCGCGCCACUGCACUCCAGCCUGGACAACAGAGCAAGACUCCGUAUCCAAAAAAAAAAAAAAAAAAUUGGGUCGCGGGAGCCAAAUGUGCAGAGUGAGCAGUGUGGCUGGGCAACAGGCUUUCACCCCCAAGUACAUGUCACUUCACUCAGUCCUCAAAACAGCUCUCUAACUCUAGAUAUUAUGAUAUCUAGAGUUUCUGUAAGUUCAGUGUUUUGCCUCUGUUUGUGUAGUUAGGAAGUGAUUAACCACACAAGAAAUCCCAGAGGUAUUGCAAGGCUACUGCUUUCAGUAAUCAAAACAAGGUACAGCCAAUAAGUGCUCUGAAUUUAGGGACUUCAUGGAGAAAGACCAUGUGGGCUGGGGCAGUCAGGGAAGGCUUCCUAGAAGAGACAGGUCUUGGGGUGAGCACAGAGAAUUGGCCCAGGCUGUGGACAGCUGUAGAGAGAGAGCCAGGAAAGCCUGUGAGCGGCGUGCAGCUGGAGAUAGAGACCAGUCUCACUGCGUCUGAGCCUCUGUGGCCUUGUCUGUAAAACAGAGAUAAUCACCCCAGCUUCAUGGGGUUGUGAGGAAGAUCAAAUGAGAUGACAUUUGUGAAAGUGCUUCGCCUACUUUUGGCACACGGUGGAAGCUUAGGAAAUGUCAGCCCCACCCACUCUCCUGACUAUCGGGAGCAAACCAGUAGAGAGGCAAGCAUGCAGUCACUGGGGCAGGCAGAGCACUCCCGGGCCUCAGAGGGUGCAAAAUGAUGCGGGAACCUCAAGGAAGGAGUGGGUGCCGCCUUCUUGGUGACAAGCCCUCCCCCUUCUAUUUAUCUCUGCUCCGAAGCCUGCCAGCCCACCCCUCCCCAGCACCACAGAGGCCAGCCUCCCUCUCAAGUCACCAGCACAGAGCAUUCAAGGCCCAGGGCCCCACAUCCCUUGGGGCCCAGGGGACCUAAAGAGGGGCAGUCAGGGCCCAGGCCUGAGGGGGAAAGCCCCAGGUAAAGAAUAUUCCUCCAAAUCCCACUCCAGCUCCCGCAGACAACCUGAUCAGGGUCAGGAGGACACACUCCUUCCUACCUCAGGCUGAGAGCAGCCUCUGAUGACACAAAAGGACCCUGAGGGUCGAGACCUCCCACCUCCACUUCAAAACAGUGUGUUAUUUAUCAAUAUCUUAUCCCCGGAAGUUGAAUCUAUCUCCCAGUGCCAACUCCGAGGUAAAUGACUUGACCAGGCAUGUGGCAUGGAUUAAGGCAUGAGAUAGGUGUUCCCACCACCAGAACGAGCCAGUGGCUGCCUCUCUUCCCUUUGAGCCCUCCCUCCACAGAGACCUGUGAAUAGGUGUUUCUGAUCCCUAGGCUGGUUGCAUCCCAACCCAGAGCAGGCAGCCUUGGGACUUCUAGCAUGGGCUGGCCUCAGGACAUGGAGCCAAAGCAGGCAGACCUGGCCCUGCCCUCAAGCUCCCAAGCCAAAGAGAGCCUGGCCCUCCCUCCCACUAGGUUUCUCCAAAGCCUGCUGCCUCCUGGUUUGAGCUUCUACUCUAUUCUUCCCCCACAGACUCCCUGCAAUUUACUGCAUCACCUCUAGACUAGCAAUUACAGAUGGAGCUCAGAACCUACUUCCUGAGCCUUCCUAAUCUCAGCAGCCCUGACAGCCACUUCCCUCUUAACACUAAUGCAGCUGCUUAUUCUGCUGACAUUAAGGUCAGGGCCUGGUCCAAGGAAGAGGACAGGUACAGCCCAAGCUUUGCACUUGAACAUCCAUGCUUCUGACCACCUGCCCUGUGACCCUGGCUCUGUGCCCCAGCCCAGAAAAGACUUCUGCCUACUCCUCCUCUGCCCUACCCAGUUAACUCCCUUUCCUUCCCUCCCUUCUGCUUCUCACUCCUCCCCUCCCUUCUCUUCCUCUUCUCCCCUUCCCCCAUCACCUGGGGCCCGAUUCAGCUGUGCCCAGCCCUUACUCUGAGUGCCCACAGAUGGAGCCUCCAGUAGCUUCUGUGGGGCACUCUUCCACCAGGUCCCCAGCUCCCUUGGCUCCAGCAGUGUCCAUGCUAAAGCCUCCAAGUGUCAUGUUGGAGAGAAUGGUGGUCACAGUAGAUAAGCCCAAAAUGCCUUACAGUUUACAGGCUGGAGUCAGGCCCCGCCACGUGCUGGCUACAUGACUUCCCUGAGAUUCCAUUUCCUCCUCAGUAAAAUAAGUGGUAAGAUUUUAGGAUCCCCAGCACUAAAAAGAAAUGAAAUACUGAUACAGGCUCCAACAUGGAUGAAUUUUGAAAGCAUUACUAUACUAAGUGAAAGAAGCCAGUCACAAACAAGCACAUAUUGGAUGAUUCCAUUUCUAGGAAGUGUUCAGAACAGGCAAAUUUAUAGAGACAGAAAGUAGAUUGAUUAGUGGUUGCCUGAGGCUGGGGAGCGGGGGAAGGGAAGUGACUACCAAUGUGUAUGGAGUUUUUCCAGGGUGAGAGGGUGAUGAAAAUGUUCUAAAAUAGAUUGUGUUGAUGGUUGCGCCACUCAGAAUAUACUAAAAACCAUUUGAAUUGUGCACUUGAAACAGAUGAAUUGUAUGGUAUGUGAAUUCUAUAUCAAUAAAUCUGUAAUUUAAAAAAAAAAAAUUAGGUCGGGUGCAGUGGCUCACACCUAUAAUCCCAGCACUUUGCCAAACUGAGGCAGGAGGAUCACUUAAGCCCAGGAGUUCAAGACCAGCCUGGGGAACACAGCGAGACCUCGUCUCUACUAAAAAAUUUUAAAUUACAAAAAAAAAAGUAAAAAAAAUAGAAUCCUAAUAGUACCUAUCUCAUAGGAUUGUGGAAAAUAGUAGUAAUGUAUGUAAAAUAUUUAGCACAUAGUAGGCACAAAGAAAUGACAGUUAUUAUUAUUAAGAGACCUGGGAGAGCUGUGCCCAGCCUAUCGUGGGAGGCCUUGACCUUUGGACUCAAAAGUGGCAGCAGGUCCACCCCCCCAUACACCCUUGUCACCAAGGAAGCGUCCACAGCUUAAAGGAGCUAUAUUAAAGCACCCCAAGUCAAGAGGACUGAACCAGAUCUGGAACUCACUCACCUCCCCUCUCACCUCACUGCCCUCACCAGCCAGCCUCUUGUCAAGUGAUCAGGCUGUCAACCAACUUCUCUAGGAUAAGGUUUCAGGUCAGCCCGUGUGUAUAAGACCAGUGCCAAGCCAGAAGCAGCAGAGACAACAGUGAAUGACAAGGAGGAGCCAUCCAAUCCCUGCUGCCACCUCCUGGGAUGGAGCCCUAGGGAGCCCCUGUGCUGCCCCUGCCCUGGCAGGACUCACAGCCCCACCGCUGCACUGAAGCCCAGGGCUGUGGAGCAGCCUCUCUCCUUGGACCUCCCCUCGGCCCUAAAGGGACUGGGCAGAGCCUUCCAGGACUAUGGUUGGACUGAAGCCUUCAGACGUGCCUCCCACCAUGGCUGUGAAGUUCCUGGGGGCAGGCACAGCAGCCUGUUUUGCUGACCUCCUUACCUUUCCACUGGACACAGCCAAGGUCCGCCUGCAGAUCCAGGGGGAGAACCAGGCGGCCCAGACGGCCCGGCUCAUGCAGUACCGUGGUGUGCUGGGCACCAUCCUGACCAUGGUGCGGACCGAGGGUCCCUGCAGCCCCUACAAUGGGCUGGUGGCCGGCCUGCAGCGCCAGAUGAGCUUCGCCUCCAUCCGCAUCGGCCUCUACGACUCCGUCAAGCAGGUGUACACCCCCAAAGGCGCGGACAACUCCAGCCUCACUACCCGGAUUUUGGCCGGCUGCACCACAGGAGCCAUGGCGGUGACCUGUGCCCAGCCCACAGAUGUGGUGAAGGUCCGAUUUCAGGCCAGCAUACACCUCGGGCCAUCCAGGAGCGACAGAAAAUACAGCGGGACUAUGGACGCCUACAGAACCAUCGCCAGGGAGGAAGGAGUCAGGGGCCUGUGGAAAGGAACUUUGCCCAACAUCAUGAGGAAUGCUAUCGUCAACUGUGCUGAGGUGGUGACCUACGACAUCCUCAAGGAGAAGCUGCUGGACUAUCACCUGCUCACUGACAACUUCCCCUGCCACUUUGUCUCUGCCUUUGGAGCCGGCUUCUGUGCCACAGUGGUGGCCUCCCCGGUGGACGUGGUGAAGACCCGGUAUAUGAACUCACCUCCAGGCCAGUACUUCAGCCCCCUCGACUGUAUGAUAAAGAUGGUGGCCCAGGAGGGCCCCACAGCCUUCUAUAAGGGAUUUACACCCUCCUUUUUGCGUUUGGGAUCCUGGAACGUGGUGAUGUUCGUAACCUAUGAGCAGCUGAAACGGGCCCUGAUGAAAGUCCAGAUGUUACGGGAAUCACCGUUUUGAACAAGACAAGAAGGCCACUGGUAGCUAACGUGUCCGAAACCAGUUAAGAAUGGAAGAAAACGGUGCAUCCACGCACACAUGGACACAGACCCACACAUGUUUACAGAACUGUUGUUUACUUGUUGCUGAUUCAAGAAACAGAAGUAGAAGAGGAGGAGGGAUUCUGGUCUUCACUGCCAUGCCUACACCUUUGUUUUGCACUGACAAGAUGGAAAAUAAAUUAUAUUAAUUUUUGAAACCCAUUAGGCAUGCCUAAUAUUUAGGCAAGAGAAAAUAAACCAAGAUAGAUCCAUUUGGACAAAAUGGAAGGUUGGAGACGUGUAUCCCCGUGAAAUCUGGUUAGAUAAUGAAUGAUAAGCAGGAAGGAUGGCAAGCACGGGACAGGAGGGGCCCACAAUAGAGUGGGAGAUCAGCCACGGAGCCUGGAGGGACGCCACCCAGCAACACAGAGCUGGCGACUGCAGCUGCACCGUCACACAUGCAUCAUCAGCCUAUUUGUAAUGUGUCUGCCACAGAGAGUCCUUUGGGAUUCUAGGAAACCCAAGGAACAAGAGAAAAAACUAGAGCCUGUGCCAAAGAAGCCCUGCUGGGCCCAUGUGAGGCUGGGGCUCGUAAAUAUUCCCUGACGACACUGAAGAAUCAAGAGGGCAGCGCCCCCCUUUCCUACAAAAUGGAGGGAGCCAUCCCUUCCCUGUCCACCUCACCAGGGGUGCUAUGACAUGCAAGUGAGAAGCUGGGCAUGAACGCACUUUAUAAAAGCAAAAGCUCUGUGUAAAUCUAACUACAAGGACAAUGCCUUGGGAGAGAUUUUGUCGGGACAGAGAGGAGUUGCCAGGGAAGAAGGUUUGAAAGACACAGUUGUCUAGAGGUGAGACCAAAGGAUCCAGAGACUUGGGGACCAGAGGUGACAGUGGAUGACGUGAAGCCACAGGAGCCCCACCCCCAUGCAGCCUCUUCCCCACCCCCCCCACCACGCGCGCUCAAUCGUGAGCACCUCAAAGGAUUGUUGGGCUUGGGGGAAAAGAGGUGGAUUCCUGGGCAAGAACCUAAAGUAGCAGGACUCGGAAUUCUCGGGAAAUUAUUAUGACUCAAUAAAAGAAUUCACACCUUAGGUGUGGGAGUAAGAACAGCCACUUCUCUGCCUUUUCUUUCUUGGAAUUUUCCUUUCUCAUUUCUAUUUCAGGCUUUCUGUGUGUCAGGGCAGGGCCAGAUCCAGCCCCACAUGCCUACACUUCAUCUGCCCCCUCUCACCCUGUUUAAUUGCAGGCAAGUAGCUUUAUUUUUUUAGGGCUCCAGCUCCUGCUUCUGCAAAAGGCAGGGUUGAACCAGACGACCGACUUCCAAGCUUAAGACUGUACAUUUUUCGAAUUGAUAAUGGGGACCCAAAAUGCCACUAUCUUUUUCUACUUCUUGGCAGCCUUGCGUAGCUCUGAUGAUUGUCAGGACUGGGUUCAAACCUCACCCCAUUCUACCUUACUAACCACCUAGCCACAGGGAAUCCUUGCACCUUGGUGUGCUACCAGAGAAGUGGAAAUAAUAAUCGCUGCUUCACAGGCUUGUUGUGAGGGUUGACCUAAAACUCCUUGGAAAGCAGACCUGCUACCUGGGAGGCUUAAGCGAGAAGAUUGCUUGAGCCCAGGAGUUCAAGGCUGCAGUGAGCCAUGACUGCACCUGUGAAUAAUGACUGCACUCCAGCCUUGGCAACAGAGCAUGACUCCUUCUCUGAAACAAAACAAACAAAAAAUCGUUGGCAUACAGGAGGCACUCGGUAAUGUCAUUUCCCUGCUUCCCUGCUCCUACCCCUCCAGACCCUGGGAAAAAGCAAAUAUCUAUUCAUCCUCAGCACUUUCCUAAAUUUAAAUUAUAACUUGAGAUCAUCUAUGUAUACAAACUGGAGAGUUCAUACAAAAGCAAAAAAAAAAUUAUUUUGAUUUAAUGUCUGGCUUGGUUUUCAAAU